Molecule: messenger RNA, 255 nt
Organism: Microthlaspi erraticum
Lineage: Eukaryota; Viridiplantae; Streptophyta; Magnoliopsida; Brassicales; Brassicaceae
Source: the annotation of a GenBank genome assembly
AUGGGUUGGUUUGUGAAGGAAAGACGUGGAGGUGCAUGGAAGCGAGGAUGGUUAGAAGAAACACUAUUCACGUCAUCAGCACCUCCUCUUAAACUACUUACUCUCUUAGCCAUCAUAUCUCUGCUCCUCUUCCUAUCAUCAUACCCACGUUACCGUUCCUGCAUCGAGUUCUAUUCAAGUCCUCUUACUCUGUCAGAGCAAAGCAGGCUGGUUCUCUUUUUGGAGAAGGUCACUUUCCCUGGGGAGUCUUGCUGA